Sclerotinia sclerotiorum 1980 UF-70 is the source of this 1413-nucleotide messenger RNA. RefSeq lists its product with no specific name. The transcript is spliced from 2 exons. The coding region runs from base 1 to 1413 and encodes 470 amino acids. NCBI's taxonomy places the organism in Eukaryota, Fungi, Ascomycota, Leotiomycetes, Helotiales, Sclerotiniaceae. The record is from RefSeq and is a predicted model, not a curated record.
AUGGGGAACAAGAACGCUCGAGCAAAAAAGUCUGUUGACCUACCAAACUUAAUCUUGCCAUUCCCGUCCGCCGUGGGUGGCGAAUCCAAUGGAUUUGCAGCCCUAAGCCCCAAAAGUCCUUUGGCAUUUAAAUCAUUCCGCCAGGGAACAUUGAUAACCCCAAACUUCGAAUCCUUGGGUAAAGGAGUAGCAAAGUCACUAUCUGCAACCUCACCAGAGUUUGUCCCGGCCGUUCCUGUCAAGAUUGCAUCAUAUCCGAAGGUCCAUGGGGAUACUAGUUCGAAAUCUUCGGCAUUCGAGAAAUCACAAAACCCACAGGACUUAUCGGAUCAUGCACAACUGACAGGAACGACCCACCAGAUCUAUACCAAGGUUGGCCAGUUGGAUGCUAUAACUGAACUGCAAAUGCGGAUGGAGACUGGUACCGUCCCGGCCAAUCGGAUCCAGCUAAACUCCACGAAUACUCACGGCCUUGAUCUGACGACAGCGUUCCAUCGAGUCCGAGAUAGUAUGGAUGCUAUCUCAAUUUCCUCUGUGCAAUCUACACCGAAGAAGACCGGAUCAAGCCCCUUUGUCACUCCGACGAAGCUGAAGGAGACCCCACUUUCAACACCAUCUCCCGUUGCAUUUCUCACUGGCCCUAGGCCAGAGAAAUCCCGUUUUGGUCGCGCAGAUAAAAAGAAGAAGGACAUCAUAAUCACCAAGCUUGGCGUCAUUAGAAACCUCGCCCGUAUUACCGAGCGCUUCACCGAGAGUGGAUAUCCGUAUAAGCAUGCAAGUGCCGAUGAAUUUCAACCUGAUGUCUAUGACGUGGCAGAUACUGUUAGCAAGAUGCCGGCGAAGGAGCGUGAGGAAUUCUGGGCGAAGAAUUGGAUCGAAAUUGAAGUUGAUUUGCGUUCCAAGGAAGAAAUGAUUUCUGACAAUGCUCAAGUGGAAGGAGAGGAGAAACCUCGCAAGGACUACGAAACGUUGCUCAAGUACAUCGAUAACCUCGGCCCAGACUUUACUGCCCAUGCUAGGUACAUGUUCGUCAACAUUAUUUUCCCCUCGAUUCUUGAUGCGGACCAAUCUAAGAUCAAUUCUUCUGUCUUGGGCUGCCAACAGACCCAUGAAUUUCAGCAUAUUGAGAAACUCGUAGCUAAAUUGCAACACUUCCCAAAAAUCAAGCGUUUAGAUGUCAUUCUACAAACGCCUUCCAACACCAAGAAGCCGCUCUCGAUUCCCCAGCUGAACUUGGUCCUUCCCUUCUACGACCUUGGGUUCACUGAUUGGAACAUUAAGUGGAAGACGAGUUUUAUGACAAAAGCCGAGCCGGUUGGUGGAUGGCCGAUUCAUUACCUCGACAAGGAGAGAAAUCGGCUCUUGAGGGAAAGAGAGCGAGUCAAGAACGCAAUUUUCGUUAGGAAGAGCUAA